Messenger RNA from Miscanthus lutarioriparius, 1389 nucleotides. NCBI's taxonomy places the organism in Eukaryota, Viridiplantae, Streptophyta, Magnoliopsida, Poales, Poaceae. The record is from the annotation of a GenBank genome assembly.
AUGCCGGAGCAGUCGAUCCCCAAGGAGGCGGCGUACCAGAUCAUCAACGACGAGCUGAUGCUGGACGGGAACCCGCGGCUGAACCUGGCGUCCUUCGUCACCACGUGGAUGGAGCCCGAGUGCGACAAGCUCAUCCAGGCCUCCGUCAACAAGAACUACGUCGACAUGGACGAGUACCCCGUCACCACCGAGCUGCAGAACCGGUGCGUGAACAUAAUCGCGCAUCUCUUCAACGCUCCUCUCGGGGACUCUGAAACCGCCGUUGGAGUGGGCACCGUCGGCUCUUCCGAGGCCAUCAUGCUGGCUGGGCUGGCGUUCAAGAGGCGUUGGCAGAACAAGAUGAAGGCCGCCGGCAAGCCCUGCGACAAGCCAAACAUUGUCACCGGUGCCAAUGUGCAAGUUUGCUGGGAGAAGUUCGCGCGCUACUUCGAGGUGGAGCUGAAGGAAGUGAAGCUGAGCGACGGCUACUACGUCAUGGACCCGCAGAAGGCCGUGGACAUGGUGGACGAGAACACCAUCUGCGUCGCGGCCAUCCUGGGCUCCACUCUGAACGGCGAGUUCGAGGACGUCAAGUUGCUCAACGACCUGCUCACCAAGAAGAACGCGGAGACAGGCUGGGACACGCCGAUCCACGUGGACGCAGCGAGUGGCGGGUUCAUCGCGCCGUUCCUGUACCCGGAACUGGAGUGGGACUUCCGUCUGCCGCUCGUGAAGAGCAUCAACGUCAGUGGGCACAAGUAUGGCCUGGUCUACGCCGGCAUCGGGUGGUGCAUCUGGAGGACCAAGGAGGACCUGCCGGAGGAGCUCAUCUUCCACAUCAACUACCUCGGCGCCGACCAGCCCACCUUCACCCUCAACUUCUCCAAAGGUUCCAGCCAGGUCAUUGCACAGUACUACCAGCUGAUCCGACUUGGCUUUGAGGGUUACAAGAACAUCAUGGAGAACUGCCAGGAGAACGCGAUGGUUCUGAAGCAAGGUCUGGAGAAGACAGGCAAGUUCAACAUCGUGUCCAAGGACAACGGCGUGCCGCUGGUGGCCUUCUCCCUCAAGGACAGCAGCCGGCACAACGAGUUCGAGAUCUCCGACUUCCUGCGCCGGUUCGGCUGGAUCGUGCCGGCCUACACCAUGCCCCCCGACGCGCAGCACGUGACGGUGCUCCGCGUCGUCAUCCGCGAGGACUUCAGCCGCACCCUCGCCGAGCGCCUGGUGCUCGACAUCGAGAAGGUGCUGCACGAGCUGGACGCGCUGCCCGCACGCGUCCCCAGCGGCGACCUCGCCGCGCUCGCCGCCGCCGAGGAGAGUGAGAGGGUGAUGGAGAAGAAGCGCCAGGUGAUCUCGCUCUGGAAGAGGGCCGUCCUCGCCAAGAACAAGACCAACGGCGUCUGCUAA